AUGGCCGGAAUUGUGGUGGUUUUCGACUUUGACAAGACGAUCAUCGACUUGGACAGUGAUAAUUGGGUCGUGGACGAGUUGGGUGCCACUCAAUUGUUCGAUCAACUUCUUCCUUCCAUGCCUUGGAAUUCUCUCAUGGAUAGGAUGAUGAAGGAGCUUCAUUCCCAAGGCAAAACUAUUGGGGACAUUGAAGAGGUACUCAAUAGGGUUCCUUUACAUCCCCGGAUUGUCCCUGCCAUCAAAUCUGCCCAUGCUUUAGGAUGUGAUCUGAGGGUAGUUAGCGAUGCUAAUCUGUUCUUCAUCGAGACAAUUUUGAACCAUCUUGGGAUAAGGGAUUGUUUCACCGAAAUCAACACGAACCCGGGUUAUGUUGAUGAGGAAGGGAGGCUAAGGAUCGUACCUUACCAUGAUUUUCAUUCUUCUCCUCAUGGCUGCAAUCUUUGCCCACCAAACAUGUGCAAGGGUCUGAUAAUAGAAAGGAUCCAAGCUUCCAUGAAUAAAGAGGGAAAGAAAAAGAUCAUCUACCUAGGAGAUGGAAGUGGUGAUUUUUGCCCAAGCUUGAAGCUGAAGGAGGGUGAUUAUAUGAUGCCAAGGAAGGAUUUCCCAGUAUGGGACUUGAUAUGCAAAAAUCGCAUGCUUUUGAGGGCAGAAAUCCAUGAAUGGACCGAUGGAGAAGAGCUUGAACGCGUGUUGCUCCAACUUAUUAACGACAUUUCUAUCGAAGAGAAGCACACCACUAACUCUACCCAGUUAUUAUCGGGUGACUGCAAAUUUCAGACAAUUCCGAUAUCUACUCAUGAAGCCUUGCCUCUUGCCCUCCCUGUUCGUUACUAGUUGCCAACAAUUUAACUAGCUUUGGCCAAAGCCAAAGCUAUUUGCAGAUUUUUUGUCUUGCUUUCCGCUUUGAUUGUGGAUUUUCUAAGCUUAAAUAGUUGCGUUGACCUGAAACUGUUCGAGGAAAAUUAUGGCAACCACUAAUUUGCUACUACUUUUUGUAAAGUUAUGUUUGGUGUACGCGAUAAUUCCUGUAAUAGUUUGAGACAGCGAUCUUUAAGUUGGUGAACCUGAAACAACAGGGUCAAAAAAAAAAGUUAGGUGAGCACCCGGUUUAUCUCCUCUGAAGCUAAAGUUAGUCUAAGGUCGAA
Molecule: messenger RNA, 1145 nt
Organism: Ilex paraguariensis (yerba mate)
Lineage: Eukaryota; Viridiplantae; Streptophyta; Magnoliopsida; Aquifoliales; Aquifoliaceae
Source: the annotation of a GenBank genome assembly